Messenger RNA from Rubroshorea leprosula, 1524 nucleotides. NCBI's taxonomy places the organism in Eukaryota, Viridiplantae, Streptophyta, Magnoliopsida, Malvales, Dipterocarpaceae. The record is from the annotation of a GenBank genome assembly.
AAUUAUUAGACUUGUACAGGAGGAAGUCAUGGUAACCAAAGAUGAAAUAUGAGACACAGGACACUGGAAAAAUGUUAUCAAUUUUCUAGGUUAUUACUUGAACUUAAUAUAUUGUGGCUCAAUUUCUUUUCAGAGGGUUUUGGUGGAGCUAAUUUGCAGCUUCUUUGUUGCAUCCUGGACUGGAGUUGUUAAAUAUCAUGGUCCACGACCUAGUUUGCGGCCUAAGCAGGUUUUUGUUGCCAAUCAUACUUCCAUGAUUGACUUCAUCAUCUUAGAACAGAUGACAGCAUUUGCUGUCAUCAUGCAGAAGCAUCCUGGGUGGGUUGGUGAGUAUUAGUUUUGGCAUGCAUCUUGAUUGAUGUUGUAGAACAUUCUGAUGGAAAGUGCCUGGUUUCUGACACUGCAUGCUUCUUCUAAAACAUAUCCAAGUACUCCUUCCUCAAUUAUAUUUAAUUAUGAAAUAUGAAGUUUGGUUUUGUGGCAGAUUUAGAGAUUCCAAUGAGACAGUCCAACAACUUUAAUGAUGGACUUCUGGCAUUUGGACCAUAAUCUUUUCUUGUCCUAGCUUAUCAUAAAGAAUGAAUGUAUCUACGUCAUGAGGGUGUUUGUGAUUGUGCAUAUUGUGUAAUAAUGAAUGAUGGUUCAAUUUCUUUCUAUUUUUAGGACUGUUACAGAGCACUAUCAUGGAGAGUGUAGGGUGUAUUUGGUUUAACCGUACAGAAUCAAGAGACCGUGAAAUUGUAGCAAGGAAGAUAAGGGAACAUAUUCAGGGGGCUGACAAUAACCCUCUUCUCAUUUUUCCUGAAGGGACCUGUGUGAAUAAUCAGUACAGUGUCAUGUUUAAGAAGGGUGCAUUUGAACUUGGCUGCACUGUCUGCCCAAUUGCAAUCAAAUACAAUAAAAUUUUUGUUGAUGCCUUUUGGAAUAGCAGAAAGCAGUCCUUCACAAUGCAUCUGCUGCAGCUAAUGACAUCCUGGGCUGUUGUUUGUGAUGUGUGGUAUUUAGAGCCUCAAAAUCUCAAGCCUGGAGAAACACCCAUUGAGUUUGCAGAGAGGGUCAGGGAUAUAAUAUCUGUCCGAGCAGGCCUCAAGAGGGUUCCUUGGGAUGGAUAUCUGAAGUACUCUCGCCCUAGCCCUAAACAUAGAGAGCAGAAGCAACAGAGCUUUGCUGAGUCAAUGCUUAGGCAGCUGGAAGAAAAGUGAUAUGUACAUAUUUUUUGUUCCCUCUUUACUUGUAUUCCUCAUGAUAUUAAGGCCUGGUUGUGCAUUUUCUUUAUGUUAAAUUCUGACUCUUUGAUCUUGAAAUCAAUUAGGGGUUGGAUAGAACAUAGAAGGUUAGAAGCAAUAAUCUGUCGUCUGACAGAAACUGCAUGAUAUAGUUCUUAACCCUAGGUUCUAGAUGAAAAAAAAAAAAGAAGAGGAAAACAAUUUUAGGUUUCGGAUUAAUAAGAUAGAAAAACAGAAGCUGCUAGCAAGAUUUGUCUUGAUGAGCGUGCUUUAAUUUUGAUAAAAUGUCUGGACAUCU